Stegostoma tigrinum is the source of this 779-nucleotide messenger RNA. Its product is annotated as DUF4748 domain-containing protein. Lineage: Eukaryota; Metazoa; Chordata; Chondrichthyes; Orectolobiformes; Stegostomatidae. The record is from RefSeq and is a predicted model, not a curated record. The transcript has 3 exons. The coding region runs from base 199 to 663 and encodes 154 amino acids.
CCUUGAUGGAGGGCAAACCGUCUCUGAUUCCUCCUCAUGGAGUCUUUCUUCCCAGAUCGCUCCUAAGUGUCAUCCGUUGGAGUAAAUCAAGUCGAAUCGUGAAUUUGAAGUCCCGUCUCACCAGCGGCUGUAUCUGCGCAUGAGCCGUGAGGAAGUUGCCGUGCUCCCCGCUGCUUGCCGGGAUUCUGGAGGAUCAAGAUGGCAGUAGCUGGGAGGACCUGUUCCAGGAGUAGAGGCAUUUGGAGCUGCUGUUUGUCCAAGUUCGGGGCCUGUGCCCCUGGCACCCCCCUGCCAGUGCACAGUUGUGUGGCCACAGUUCUGCGAAACAGUGUACAAUCCAUCCACUGUAACCAUGGCAACAGACCAGUGUUGCGGUCAGAAGAGGCUCCUGGAAAGCCAAUCCCACAGGGUCCAGAAUACAUUCCACAACGGAGAGCCAAGAAUCCAAUGGGAAAGAUCGGCCUGGCCUGGUUAAUUGGUUUGCCAUCCGGCAUCAUCACCUUUCUCCUUGCUAAACGAGAGGUUGAUAAGAACCGUCUGAAACAGUUGAAGAUCAGGCAGAGGAUAAAGAAUGCCAAUGAAGGCGAAUACCAGAGUGAACGAUACCAGUCCAAGCUGGAGGAACAUGACCGGCAGAUCAUCGCCUCACAAAGUAAACCAUAGAAUCCCUGCCGAUGGUCAAAAUGCCCAGCACCUCUCGCUUCCCACUUGCCCUCAGGGAGGCUGCCAGUCUUCAGUCUCUCCCACUCUCAAAUUAUUAAAGAAACUCAAUGGACAAA